UCAACAAGAGCAAGAAGAAGCCUCAAGUCCAAAUGAACAGUCAAGCCCAAGUCCGUCUGGUAGCGGCAGUAGUAAUAACAACAAUAACUUUAGUUGGGCUAUCCAAACUCUAGCAUGCCCAAAAGGACAACUUUGCUGCCCAUACAAAGGCUGCGGUUCAAAACCAACGCCCUUGCCCCACAGCCUCUAUCGCCACAUCCGAACGAAACAUUUUCCCGAUUUUCCAAAGUUAUCGCCAUCAUGCAUGUACAUCUUCAGAACAACGUCAGGACAAAAAUUUAAAUUCGAUGAAAACGCUCGCGACUUGCUUGAAGAAGGAGCACCCAUCAUGACCGAGAGAAUCUUUAGGUCAUUGAUUGAAUUGAGAUAUCAUUGCCCUUACAAACGAUGUCAUGGACGGUUUUAUUACUCAGCAAACGAUAUCCGGAGCCAUCUCGAAUCAAGACACCCUGUUGUCAAUCCGUCGGAAGGUGACUUUAGUAAAUUGAUAUUCACGACGGCUGCUGGCAAAAGGAUAAAGUUAGAAGACGAGAACAUUACGAAUUCACUGGAUGAUGAUAUGGCCAUCAAUAUUUCAGUAGAAACAAGAUCGCGUCCCAAAAGUAAUGAAACAAGAAUUCAAUAAGGGAGAGGAGUAAGAGUAUUAAUCAUGCGUUUUCCUUAUUAGAGGACGGAACUUUUUACUGUCCGUACAAGAACUGUAGUAAUAUAUGCUAUUUGUAUC
Molecule: messenger RNA, 724 nt
Organism: Zychaea mexicana
Lineage: Eukaryota; Fungi; Mucoromycota; Mucoromycetes; Mucorales; Lichtheimiaceae
Exons: 5
Coding region: 245-625 (126 amino acids)
Source: RefSeq, a predicted model, not a curated record